AUGGACGGGACGGGUGUGAAGCCCUUUUGGGGUGCACCGACUUCAUAUUUAAACUUUUGUGAAGAGGAUUAUGUUGUGACGCGGUAUAUUGCCGAGUUUAUCAAUACGUUAAGCAGUCUGGUAUACGUGGCAUACGGCAUCUACGGCCUCACCCAUGGCCGCAAAAAUGGCUCGCGUCUCAUUUCGUACUGCGGACUCAUUGGCGUGGGAGUCUGCUCAGCAGGCUAUCAUAUGACGCUGAAAUAUCACACCCAAAUGUCCGACGAGUUGUCGAUGCAUCUCUUGACGACCCCACUUCUAUACCGCAUCUUGACAUUCAACAAGUCGCAGCAGUAUACUAGAACAGUCGGUGUUGUUCUUUUUGUGCUUUUUACCGUUGUAAUGGCUACGCAUAUGCUCAUGGACGAAUUUCUCCUGCAUGCCACGGCAUUUGGCUUUGCGGUGUACAUGAUUGCGACGAGGGUCAUGAAGCUGAUUCCCCAGCAAGUGAGGGAUCCGCACAUUAGAACGAGCGUGAAGAGGAUUGCUAGAUUCGGGACGAUUUCCUUCGGGUUUGGCUUUUUCGUGUGGUUGAUUGACGAGUGGGCGUGUAGCAUGCUGAACAGCUCGCGACAGGUGGUCGGUUUGCCUUUGGCUUUCUUCUUGGAGCUACACGGAUGGUGGCAUAUUUUUACUGCGAUUGGAGGGUAUACUGCCGUAGCGCUGGUCGAUGAAAUAACCUCUGGUGAAGUGACCGCCGACCCUGCGCCCCUACUCGCCUGGCCUGUCCCGUUUGCGGCAAAACAUGUGCCGGGACUUCUGUCACCUUCUCUGGCGAACGGAGUCAAUGGUAAAUCGCAUUAG
This is a messenger RNA of Pochonia chlamydosporia 170, 843 nucleotides long. RefSeq names its product alkaline phytoceramidase. NCBI's taxonomy places the organism in Eukaryota, Fungi, Ascomycota, Sordariomycetes, Hypocreales, Clavicipitaceae. Gene Ontology annotation, cellular component: endoplasmic reticulum membrane. The record is from RefSeq and is a predicted model, not a curated record. Gene Ontology annotation, biological process: ceramide catabolic process; ceramide biosynthetic process. The coding region runs from base 1 to 843 and encodes 280 amino acids. The transcript has 7 exons.